AUGCUCGACGUCGCCAUCGUGGGCGGCGGGAUCGCCGGCCUCACGGCGGCAAUCUCUCUCCGCCGCGCGGGACACCGCGUCACCAUCUACGAGAAGUCGGCCCUGAACAACGAGAUCGGCGCCGCCAUCAACGUCCAGACCAACGCGUCCCGCCCGCUCGUCGCGCUCGGCAUGGACCCCGCGCGGGCCAGGUUCGUCCCGGCCAGGGGCAGCAAACGGCUGCGGGGGGAUACUUUGGAGCUGGUGCAUGAGCUUGAGCUUGGGGCGAUUGCCGACAAGUACGGGUCGCCGUGGUACUUUGCUCAUCGUGUCGACUUGCAUCAGGAGUUGAAGCGCAUGGCGACGGAGGCGGAUGGUGGGAUGCCAUUAGUCAUUAAGUUGAGGAGCGAGGUUGUCAGCUACGAUACGGAUUCUGCUUCGAUAACGCUCAGUGACGGGACAGUCGUCACACCGGAUCUGGUAGUUGUCGCGGACGGUAUUCACAGCGCCGGAGUCGAAGCUGUCUUGGGGUCGCCGAAUCCUGCUUUCCCGGCCGGGCAGGACAACUUUUGCUACCGCUUUCUGCUUCCCAUGGAGGAAGUCCUGGCCGAUCCUAUCACGGCCGACCUGUUCGACAACGCAAGCGGGAGUGUCAGGAUGUUCCUCGGGGACGGCAAGCGGAUAGUGACAUAUCCCUGCCGAGACGGGGAGGUGCUCAACUGCAUUGGCAUCUUCCAUAACGAGGUUGGAGCGUCUACGAAAGAAGACUGGCAUAACUCCGUCGACAAGUCACAUUUACUGGAGAGAUUUAGCGGCUUCCACCACAGCGUUCUUGCGCUUCUAGAGAAAGCAAGCGAGGUCAAGCAAUGGCCGUUGCUUUACAGAGCCCCGAUUCCAACAUGGCGAAAGGGCAGGACCAUUCUCAUCGGAGACGCUGCUCAUCCCAUGCUUCCACAUCAAGGACAGGGAGGUGCGCAGGCCAUCGAGGAUGGCGUCGCACUUGGAAUAUGUCUCUUGAACGCCGAAUCAUCGGCAGCUGUGCCCGAAAGACUUGAGAUUUUCGAGAAUAUUCGCAGGAACAGAGCUAGCGCCGUAACGAUAUUCAGUAACGCCGCGCAAGACGAGGCGGAGAAGAUCAAGGAGGCAGCUUCAGAAUUUGUUCAGCCUGUUGAGAAGAUUCCUACCAAGCCGGAAGAGUUCUACGACUUCCACUUUGAUUACGAUAUCAUCGAGGACUCACUACGGCACAUGCAGGAUGUCUACCCAGGAACCCGAUUGCCGGAGCACUUCACCGUACAGCCGACUACCAGUAAACCCUCCUUGUAG
Colletotrichum karsti is the source of this 1305-nucleotide messenger RNA. RefSeq names its product salicylate hydroxylase. NCBI's taxonomy places the organism in Eukaryota, Fungi, Ascomycota, Sordariomycetes, Glomerellales, Glomerellaceae. The record is from RefSeq and is a predicted model, not a curated record. The coding region runs from base 1 to 1305 and encodes 434 amino acids. The transcript has 7 exons. Gene Ontology annotation, molecular function: monooxygenase activity; FAD binding.